Anguilla rostrata (American eel) is the source of this 1785-nucleotide messenger RNA. RefSeq names its product metaxin-1-like. Bases 55 to 1017 code for a protein of 320 amino acids. Gene Ontology annotation, biological process: mitochondrion organization. The transcript is spliced from 8 exons. Gene Ontology annotation, cellular component: cytoplasm; SAM complex. The record is from RefSeq and is a predicted model, not a curated record. Lineage: Eukaryota; Metazoa; Chordata; Actinopteri; Anguilliformes; Anguillidae.
AGCAACACCUUUUCCCAAACACUUCCGAGUUAAAGGUUAGUCAGUGAAAUUAAGAUGGCUGCCCCCUUGGAGUUGUACUGCUGGAAAGGCGACUGGGGUUUACCUUCAGUAGAUAUAGAUUCUUUGACCGUUUUGGCCUACGCCAAAUUUGCGGGAGCGCCGCUCAAAGUCCACAAGAUCACCAACCCCUGGAGAAGCCCCACAGGUUCUCUGCCAGCACUGAAGACCAGGGAGGAGGGCAGUCUCUCUCAGCCCAGCAAGAUCAUCAUCCACCUCAGGAAACAGAAGUACAACGCAGACUAUGACCUAUCGGCUAAGGAGGGGGCGGACACUCUGGCCUUCAUCUCCCUGCUGGAGGAGAAACUGCUGCCUGCAGUGAUCUACACCUUCUGGCUGGACUCCAAGAACUACGUGGACGUGACGCGGCGCUGGCACGCCGAGCACAUCCCCUUCCCGCUGAACUUCUUCCUGCCCAGCCGCAUGCACGGCCAGCAGCUGGAGCGGCUGCGGCUGGUGCGCGGCGACGGCGGCCUGGAGCCCGGCGACGACAUCGAGAAGGAGCUGUAUAGAGAUGCGCUGGAGUGUAUGAGUCUGCUCUCCCAGAGGCUGGGCUCACACAAGUUCUUCUUCGGAGAUUCCCCCUCCUCUCUGGAUGCCUAUGUGUUUGCUUAUCUGGCCCCGCUGGCGAAGGCCAAGCUGCCCAACGCGAAGCUACAGCAGCACCUCAACUCCCUGGACAACCUGCGCCACUUCUGCACCAACAUCCUCACCCUCUACUUCCCCACCGAGGGGCGUGAGCCCCCCUCCCAGAAGAAGUCCUCCCACCCGGAAGGGGGGGACUUUGACAACGAGCCGAACAAGCGGCGUAAGCAGGUGCUGUCGGUGCUGGUCGCCCUGGGCACCAUGUUGGGGUACGCCGUCCUGACGGGCAUCGUCUCCAUCCAGCGGGUCCAGGCACAGGGGGCGCUAGAGAGCCCCCACAGGCACCGGGACCAGGACGAGGAGGACGAGGAGUGAGCACCUGAGGAGGGGGGGAGGAGGAGGAGGUGGAGGAGGCGGAGAGAAAAUGAAAGGGUGUCGCUGCAGCUAUGGAGGACCCUUGGGAUGGGGGGGGCGGGGGGCAAGAGAGGCUUGGGUUUAGGACGUUCUCUGCCUCGGACAGAACUCUAAUUCAGGCGGCGUGCAACGCGCUCUCGGCCAUUUCUGAAGUGAUAUUUAAUUGCCUAUCGCAAAAACAAGCCGCUAGUAACAUUAGCCUUCUGCUCUCCUCUGGUGUCUGUCCGAAAUCUUUACCACUGACAAACCAAUGAGAUUCAGGCGUGGCGUUCUACCAGUCCGCUUGAACAAAAGGUAAAGAAGUGGACAAUUUUGGCCACUAUGGGAUAGAAAACAGCCUAUGGAUAUUAAGCUACAUAGAGACAGGCAACUUCAAGAGGGUAACUUUUGUAAGAAAGCAUCGCAUUAUUGAAAGCUUGUUUUUUUUACUAUAAUGUAUGAUUUCAGGGCUGGUUGAAAGUAUUUUUUGGUUUGUUGACAGGGAUGUAAACAGGGUUUGGGUGUGUUUUUCAUAGUUUGGUCCUCCGUUGCUGGAUAAUCAGCCAUUGAAAUCUUACAACCAGGACUGUCAUCCACUGGCAUCCCUGGUUGUGACGUUUGUUAGUGCUUUAACUACACCAGACACACACACACACACACGGAUGAACUUUCCAGUCGAGUGAUGAACGCUCCCAGUCACAGAUACUACUCUGGGGACUCCUGCAUUAAAAGUUCUGCUUCUCAAAGUCA